AUGCCGGGCUUCGACUUCAGCAACCACAACAGAAACAACAUCCUCCACGCAAAGGGCGUACCACUCCCCAAAGCCACCAGCACCGGAACGACCAUUGUAGGAUGUCUAUACAAAGGCGGCGUGGUCAUUGCCGCUGAUACCAGAGCGACAAGCGGUCCCAUCGUUGCUGACAAGAACUGCGAGAAGCUCCACUACAUCUCUCCUCAGAUCUGGUGUGCAGGCGCUGGAACUGCCGCUGAUACCGAAUUCACAACCGCCAUCAUCUCCUCCAACCUCGAACUCCAUGCCCUCUCCACAGGCCGCAAGCCGCGCGUGGUCACCGUCAUGACCCUCCUCAAACAACACCUGUUCCGGUAUCAAGGACACAUUGGCGCGUACCUCGUAGUCGCCGGAUGCGAUCCCACAGGUGCUCACCUCUUCACCGUCCAUGCACACGGCUCCACCGACAAGCUCCCCUACGUCACCAUGGGUUCCGGUUCCCUCGCCGCCAUGUCCGUCUUCGAGACCUCUUGGAAGCAGGAUCUCAGCCGUGAGGAUGCAGUGAAGCYGUGCGCAGAGGCAAUUCAGGCGGGUAUCUGGAACGACUUGGGCAGUGGUAGCAACGUGGACGUGUGUGUCAUCACACCAGAGAAGACGGAGCUGUUGAGGAACUACAUCACACCCAACACGAGGGAGAAGAAGAUGCGCGAUUACAAGUUCGCACGUGGCACUACUGCUGUGUUGAAUGAGAAGAUCAUCACACGGGAGCAAAUCAGCAAGUACGUGACGGUGCAGGACAUAGGCGAUGGAGAGGCGGGUGUUGGCGAGAAGAUGGAUGUGUCAUAG
This is a messenger RNA of Ramularia collo-cygni, 825 nucleotides long. RefSeq names its product probable proteasome endopeptidase complex chain PUP1. Gene Ontology annotation, cellular component: proteasome core complex. Lineage: Eukaryota; Fungi; Ascomycota; Dothideomycetes; Mycosphaerellales; Mycosphaerellaceae. Gene Ontology annotation, molecular function: threonine-type endopeptidase activity. The transcript has 2 exons. The record is from RefSeq and is a predicted model, not a curated record. Bases 1 to 825 code for a protein of 274 amino acids.